AUGUCGCCAGCAACCUCCCAGGACAGUUACGAGACAUUCCAACCCCAAGCGGCUCCCAGUCCGCCACCUCUGUCCCCAGUUUCUCCUGCUUCACCCGUCACCACCUUUUCCACUCUCAGUCAAACCUCGAGUGUCGACUCGGAAACCAAUCACUGGGCGACCAAGAUAUUCAAUAAUCUGCCCAGUACUCCUCUGGAUGUGGACCCAAACCCCACCUCGCAGUUCCGCAACAUCGACCAUGAUCUUGAUGGCGAGAUUCUCCAUUUUGCCGGGGCCAUCCGUGACGGUGGUUACCGGCAUGUCCUCCGAUUGUACCGUGACAAGAGGACGGACGCCGUGCGGCUCGAGGCCGCUGUCCUCGACAAAGAAAUGAAAGACAGCACACCCAUCUGGACAGCUUUUAUCACGCACAAAAUCACCUCGCCUAGUUGGUUUCGAUGGCCUAAAAAUAGCUCCACGAUUUAUCUUGCUGAACUUCAACGACAUGUCUUCUCUUCCGAAUACUCACCCCACGUCCGCGCAAACGGCGAGCAUCUUCUUGACUUUGAAGUUUUCACAGAUGCCGAAGACUUUGUCAAGACGCUCAAAGAUUUGCGCGAGGACAUUCGCAGACCGAAACCGACCAAAAACCCUUCGCACCAGAACUAUCUCCAACUCCUCCUGUUAAUAUUAGCCAGUGUCGAGGACCUGGAGAAGUCAUGGCUCCUCUUCUUUCGCUGUUCGGUGCUGUCUGCGGCUUUGAAGUUGUGGCUGCUGGUCGUCAUGUCGCAGUCAGAAGAAGCGUCUCGGGAGACCGAGAACGCCCUGAGCGUUGAGGCACCGCCAGCGACCACCCAUCAGUAUAGCGACCCGAGCUCGGGAAGGACGUUCCUCCAGAAGGCGUACGCUUGCCUGACCUAUGUGCCACCGAGGUGUCGCUAUGACCCCGAGAAGCCGUUUCAGUUCUCAAUGGCAUUGAAUGUGCUCUUUGCAUUCGCCGGUUGCUUCACCGUGGCAAACCUCUACUACACCCACCCAAUCCUCAACCUCCUCGCAGACGACUUCCACGUUACCGACGAGCAAUCUUCCUAUAUCCCGACUCUUGCACAAGCCGGAUAUGCGGGCGGAUUGCUGUUCUUGUGCCCGUUGGGGGACUUGGUCAAGAGGCGGCCGUUUGUGCUUUGGCUGGUCUGGUUUACCGCGACCUUGUGGAUCGGCCUCUGCGUCACCAAAUCGUUUGCAGCUUUCGGAGUUAUCACAUUUAUUACAAGUGUGACAACUGUGACACCUCAGUUGAUGCUGCCACUGGUCGGUGACAUGGCUCCUCCUCACCGGCGGUCGACGUCUCUGUCUAUUGUCGUGUCGGGGAUGCUGCUGGGAAUGCUAAUUGCCCGUCUCUUGUCUGGCGUCGUUGCUAGGUACAUCGGUUGGCGCUAUAUUUACUGGAUCUCAUUCGGAUUGCAGUACUUCAUCCUGAUUUUGCUGUAUCUGUUCAUGCCAGAUUACCCUUCAACAAACCCGGGCGAGAAUAUCUGGAAGAAGUAUCCCAUGUUGUUGUGGGAUAUCGUGAAGCUCGUGGUCAAGUAUCCGGUUUUGGUCCAGGCAUGUCUUGUUGGAAUGUUCACCGCGACGACCUUUACCAGUUACUGGACAACUCUUACUUUCCUCCUUGCGGGAUCUCCAUACCAUUACAGUUCCCUGGUUAUUGGUCUUUUUGCUUUGAUCGGCAUUGGCAGCAUGUCUUGGGGCCCUAUCUUUGCCAGGACGGUCAUGGAGAAACACCAACCGCUCUUUUCGGUCAUCAUUGGCGAAGUUAUUUGUUUGGUCGGUGUGGUCAUUGGGACAUAUACCGGCAAAUUUACGGUGGCUGGGCCCGUGAUUGAGGCAAUUUGCAUCGAUAUCGGCCUGCAGACCAGCCAGAUCGCCAACCGGACGGCCAUUUAUAAAGUCGCGCCCCUGGCGAGGAACCGAGUCAAUACAGCUUACAUGGUCAGCGUUUUCGUGGGCCAGUUGAUUGGCACCGCCGUGGGGAACUCGCUUUAUGCUGAUGGUGGAUGGAUCUCUUCCGGAUCGGCAAGUGUCGGGUUUGUUUCUGCGGCGUUGGUUGUGUGUCUCUUACGCGGUCCUCAUGAACAAGGAUGGAUAGGUUGGCGAGGAGGAUAUAAUAUGCGAAAAGGAAUGCCAAAGAAACCCCAAAAGACCCCAAGUGAUACGGAGGCUGUCCAGAUUCAGGAAGCGCCUCAACCAUUCAGCGAGGAGAAGACGAAAGAAGCUGUACAGGGAGAGAAGGAAAUCGAAGUGCAGAUUCACAAUGAGCACCACGGAAAUGAUGACAGUUCUCGAUCCUCGCAACGUACACUCAGUGAAGAGAUACAGCCUUACAGGGAGAAGGAUUAG
Messenger RNA from Fonsecaea nubica, 2376 nucleotides. RefSeq lists its product as hypothetical. NCBI's taxonomy places the organism in Eukaryota, Fungi, Ascomycota, Eurotiomycetes, Chaetothyriales, Herpotrichiellaceae. The record is from RefSeq and is a predicted model, not a curated record. The coding region runs from base 1 to 2376 and encodes 791 amino acids. Gene Ontology annotation, molecular function: transmembrane transporter activity. The transcript is spliced from 8 exons. Gene Ontology annotation, biological process: transmembrane transport.